AAUAUAAAUCAGAAUUGUGGCUGAUAGAUGCUAGGAUAGUAUCACUUGCAUGUGUAAAUUAGAUCUGUAGCUGCCUCUUUGUCAGGGUGUAGGCGGCUGGGGGGGAGAAGGGCUCGACACUGCAGAGUUGUGCUGGAACAAAUUACUUAUUAAUAUAGAACCGAAAUCAUGUAAUUUAAUUGAAACAUACAUCGCACAGUUGAGGCUGAAAAAAAGAACUGAUUGUGCAGGAAGCGCCAGGAUUAUAUCCGCGCUUCACCAACGGGAUAAGACAAGUGAACAGCAUUGUAAUUAUUGAGGCAAUAAUUAGAAAACGAACUGGAGUACAUCACCCUGUAACAUCGUAUUGCGGGGUAUAUAGUUGGGGUAUUGCUUGGUGGCUGCUGUUAGGAAUAAAUAGCGGGCACUUCAUGCAUAGGCCCCUCAAUCUAUUCAUUGUAAACUAUCAAUACGAGAAUAAAUAUCUUAUACGCCAUCUUCAAGAUGAGUGUCAAUUUCUGUGAUCAAGCUAUUAAAUCGUUGUGGGACCCCGCAUUCACUAACCAUGUUCUCCAGAGGGGAAUACGGUUCGAAGAUGUUACCGAACUGCACGUCACAAACUGCGGCUUGGAAUCAUUGGAUGGAAUUGAACGUUUCGUUAACCUAGAGACUCUAGAUGCCAGUAGUAAUCUAAUCGAUGCGUUUUCCUCGCUGUGGUGUCUGAGGAAAUUGCGCAAUGUCAAGCUUAGACAGAACAAGUUCAACUCUGUAUGCGUUACCCAAAUCAACGGCGUGGCUGUGCUGAUUGCCCUGGAUGAAGCAGAUGCCCCAAUGGAGCCAAUAUACACGCCAACGUACAAACUGUUAGACCUGGAGUUGAAUGAUAUAAGCUCUGUCCUGGCAGAGCCCGGUCUGACCGUGGAGGUUGAGUGCCUGUUGUUAGCUAAUAACCUCAUAACCGACAUCUCUGGAAUUUCUGCAUUCUCCGGAAUCAACACCCUCGAUCUCACGGGCAAUGUUAUCGUAGAUGGAGAAGCGCUGUCAUUGGUACCAUUCAACCCUGGUGUACGCAUAUUCAUGCAAGAUUGCACUGUUAUCAACGAUCAAUACCUACUGGAACUACUAAAGCGAGAUACGGACGCGGAGAUAAUAGCACCCGGAAGCGUGUCGUUCGACCACCCAAGGAUGACCAAGAUGCAGUCUUUAAAGUUAGAUGCUGUCCCACAAAAGGAGUUCAUGGAAUUCCAUUCAGAGUUUGCAGACUUCCGCUAUGUAGGAGAUAUUCUACCAUGCGAGUUGAAAACAGCUAGGGGAGAUGCAACCCAAAGAACGGGGAAACCACACCUGGUCGUACGUUCCCAGUACCCAGUCAAGUACUUGGACACCGUGUCCACCAUGGCAGACGUUGCAGAUGGUGACCGAGGGAUAAAUGUAACACACAAUGGAGAAACACUGCCAUUAGGAGGGGAUAACGAAACUGAUAGUACACUCUCAAUCAACACCCUGGACUCACCAACGGGAUGUUGUGAAGACACCCCUUCACUCAAGUACCUCAUCAACAACGAACCUUUCGGCCAGGAUUUCCAACACACACACAAUAUUGGCGAUAACAAAAUGGGAGCUCCAUGGGCUGAAAAAACCACCCAUGAAAUAUACUCACAGUUCGCACCUAUGCCCGACACAAUACGUAGGCACGCAGACUCCACAGCAUAAAUUAAUAGAACAUAUC
Babesia bovis T2Bo is the source of this 1708-nucleotide messenger RNA. RefSeq lists its product as uncharacterized. Gene Ontology annotation, molecular function: protein binding. The transcript has a single exon. The record is from RefSeq and is a predicted model, not a curated record. Bases 484 to 1692 code for a protein of 402 amino acids. Lineage: Eukaryota; Apicomplexa; Aconoidasida; Piroplasmida; Babesiidae.